ACGCGACCCGCUGCCGGGCAGGAGAGCCAUCUCCGCUUGUAGUCAUGGCGGUGGACAUCACGCUGUUGUUCAAAGCCAGUGUGAAGACGGUGAAGACCCGGAACAAGGCGCUGGGGGUACCCCUGGGGGGCAGCGACAAUUCCCGCGAAGAUGUACUCUUGCUCAAGCGAGGUAGCAGCUCCCGUACCAAAAGUGAUUUCUCAAGCCGGGCCCGGGAAGUGGUCAAUAACAUUGGGAAACUGAAAGAUUUUCUUCUGCAGCACAGGAAAGAUUACAUUAAUGCCUAUAGCCAUGCCAUGUCUGAAUAUGUGCGAAUGACAGACACUGAGCGGGAUCAGAUUGACCAAGAUGCCCAAAUAUUUAUGAGAGCAUGUGCUGAUGCAAUUCAGCAACUGAGAACAGAAGCCCACAAGGACAUCCAUUCUCCACAAGUGAAACAGCACAGAGAAGCUAUCUUGGAUUUCAUUGAAGACUACUUAAAAAGAGUAUGUAAGCUGUAUUCAGAACAAAGAGCAAUUCGGGUCAAGCGAGUAGUUGAUAAGAAAAGAUUAUCUAGGCUUGAGCCUGAGCAAAGUAAUAAAUCCAAAGUAACAUCUUCACCUGAAAGAACUGUUCAGUCAUCUUCUGAAGAAUCUGAGGAAAAACUAAUCUAUGAAGGCAGUAGAGAUAAGAAUGUGAUAGAUGAACAUGGUAAUUAUGGACUUUGCAGUGAUGGCAAAGGAGAAGAUGAGCUUUCACCUGAAGAAAUCCAAAUGUUUGAACAGGAAAACCAGCGCCUUGUUGGUGAAAUGAACAGCCUGUUUGAUGAAGUAAGACAAAUUGAAGGCAAGGUGGUCGAAAUAUCUAGACUUCAAGAGAUAUUUACAGAAAAGGUCUUACAACAGGAAGCUGAAAUUGACAACAUCCAUCAGAUAGUUGUGGGUGCAACUGAGAAUAUCAAGGAAGGCAAUGAAGACAUAAGAGAGGCAAUCAAGAAUAAUGCUGGAUUUCGUGUGUGGAUUCUCUUCUUUCUUGUGAUGUGCUCGUUCUCUUUGUUGUUUUUGGACUGGUAUGGCAGCUAACUUUGUCCUUAUUUGCUACAUUUGUCCAACCUUGGCUGAAGUCUGGACCAAUAUUGACCGAAGAUAUUUUCUGUGCAAAACUCCUAUUUCCUGCAUUCAUCAUCAUGGUGGAAAUAUCUUGAUCAGAAAAAUGUACUUCUGUAUGUCCUUGUGACAAAUAUACUGGUUACAUCCACGUUUACAUCCACGCUCAGGCUGCAACAUGAGAAACUAAAGCAGGUAGAAAUAGAGCAAAGGAGAGAGAAUCUUUAAAAAAAGUGUAACACUAGUUAUUGCAGUGGGACAUAAUGGAGGUAGGUAGGGUGCAACAUUUACAAAGGAAAUUGUGUGGUGAGUGAACAGAAAUUGCUUUUCAGCCGUCCACUCAGUAUCUGUUUUAAUUACCUGUUCUCCCACUAAAUAAAAACUAUGUUGUAUGCA
Varanus komodoensis (Komodo dragon) is the source of this 1481-nucleotide messenger RNA. It is a transcript of the gene STX18, whose product is annotated as syntaxin 18. Bases 45 to 1061 code for a protein of 338 amino acids. Gene Ontology annotation, cellular component: SNARE complex; endoplasmic reticulum; membrane. The transcript is spliced from 11 exons. Gene Ontology annotation, molecular function: SNAP receptor activity. Lineage: Eukaryota; Metazoa; Chordata; Lepidosauria; Squamata; Varanidae. Gene Ontology annotation, biological process: intracellular protein transport; retrograde vesicle-mediated transport, Golgi to endoplasmic reticulum. The record is from RefSeq and is a predicted model, not a curated record.